Molecule: messenger RNA, 798 nt
Organism: Calypte anna (Anna's hummingbird)
Lineage: Eukaryota; Metazoa; Chordata; Aves; Apodiformes; Trochilidae
Gene: NXPH2
Product: neurexophilin 2
Exons: 2
Coding region: 1-798 (265 amino acids)
Molecular function (GO): signaling receptor binding
Source: RefSeq, a predicted model, not a curated record
AUGGUGCACCUGCAGCCUCUGCCCCUCGUCGUGGUCCAGGGCGUCCUCCAGCUCGUAUUUUGUGAUGCCAAUCAAGUUGUACAAGCCACAGACGUGCUAGACUGGGAAGACAAGGAUGCUGCAGAGACAUUGGUUGACAACGUGGUCCACUCCAGGAUCCUCAACCCUUUGCGCCUCUUUGUUAAGCCAUCCCCAGUACUGAAAAACGGGCAGGUGUCCUACACAGACAGCAUAGAAAACUUUUGGGAUUGGUUGUCCAACAUCACGGAGGUUCAGGAAUCCCUUGCACGAACUAAACGCAGACCCAUAGUAAAAACUGGGAAAUUCAAGAAAAUGUUUGGAUGGGGGGACUUCCACUCCAACAUCAAAACUGUAAAGCUGAAUCUUCUGAUCACAGGGAAAAUCGUGGAUCACGGCAAUGGGACCUUCAGUGUUUAUUUCCGACAUAACUCCACGGGCUUGGGAAAUGUUUCUGUGAGCCUGGUGCCCCCUUCCAAGGUGGUUGAGUUUGAAUCAUCUCCACAGUCAACACUGGAGACCAAGGAAUCCAAGUCCUUCAACUGCCGCAUCGAGUACGAAAAAACAGACCGCGCCAAAAAAACUGCCUUGUGCAACUUUGACCCUUCAAAGAUCUGCUACCAAGAGCAGACUCAAAGCCAUGUCUCCUGGUUGUGUUCCAAACCAUUUAAGGUUAUCUGCAUUUACAUUGCUUUCUACAGCGUAGAUUACAAACUGGUGCAGAAGGUCUGUCCUGAUUAUAAUUACCAUAGCGAGACUCCGUACUUGUCCUCUGGCUGA